Molecule: messenger RNA, 368 nt
Organism: Carassius auratus (goldfish)
Lineage: Eukaryota; Metazoa; Chordata; Actinopteri; Cypriniformes; Cyprinidae
Product: fibroblast growth factor 11-like
Exons: 3
Coding region: 1-351 (116 amino acids)
Molecular function (GO): growth factor activity
Source: RefSeq, a predicted model, not a curated record
AUGCAAUUAAACCAGGAACAUUUCACGCCGGAAUGCAAGUUUAAGGAGUGUGUGUUUGAGAACUAUUAUGUCACAUACUCCUCGAUCUUGUACCGUCAAACGCAGUCGGGUCGGGCCUGGUACAUUGGCAUUAACCGGGACGGACAGGUCAUGAAAGGAAAUCGGGUCAAAAAGACUAAAGGAGCGGCCCACUUCCUGCCCAAGCUCAUAGAGGUUGCCAUGUACAGGGAACCAUCUCUACAUGAUGUUGCUGAGCAAAGCCCACCUAGGAAAACGGCCAAAACAUCAGACUCCCCCAUCCAUAAAAACAGCAAGAAAGAGCACGUGCUUCCAGCGCCCACAGCCUCCUAGCGGCAGUAGAAGAAACU